UUAAAGGCUCCGCUUCCUCUUCUCUUCCUCUCCUGCAUCACCCACCACCUCUCCCCCCUCUCUCUCUCUCUCUCUCUCUCUCUGCCCUUCCCACACUUCAAUCUCAAUUCCUCACUUCUCUCCCUCUCCCUCUCCCUCUGCCCAGUUCCUCACUUCUCUCUCUCUCUCUCUCUCUCUGUUUCUCUCUCUGUGUGUGCAUCCCUCUGCCUCUGCAAAUGGACUCUGCCGCCGCCAUGGCCACCGGAAUGGCUUCCUCCUCCUACGUGUCCUUCCCUCCCCACCCCAGCCCUAACCCUAGCGCCAAAUCCCUCCCCCAACGCCUUCUCCCUCGCGUCCCGCAAAAUCAAGAGGCGCCUCGUCUCCAGACCCCCCCUUUGCGUCCAGUCCCUGAAUCCCGACGCCGACAGGACCCCCGCUUCCUCCUUCUCCUGCUCCGCCGUCGCCUUCUCGCCCUCGCACACCGCCGACCUCGUGCCCUGCAAGCUCCAGUCCCUGGUCUCCGAGUUCCGGUCCCUGUCGGAGCCGAUUGAUAGAGUGAAGCGGUUGCUGCACUACGCCACCCUCCUUCCGAAGCUCCCCGACACGGCCCGGGUGGACUCCAACCGAGUCAUGGGCUGUACCGCUCAGGUGUGGUUGGAGGUGAAUAUGGAAGAAGACGGUAGAAUGAGAUUUGCGGCUGAUAGUGAUUCCGAGAUCACGAGAGGAUUUUGCUCGUGUUUGAUCUCAUUAUUAGAUGGGGCAGCAGCUGAGGAGGUUUUGAAGGUGAAAACGGAGGAUUUGGCAGCACUGAAUGUAGGGAUCAUAGGGGCUGGACGCUCCCGUGUUAAUACGUGGCAUAAUGUGCUGAUUAGCAUGCACAAGAGGACUAAGGCCUUAAUUGCAGAGCGGGAGGGGAAGGCACCAUUCGAUCCAUUCCCAUCUUUGGUCGUGAAUGCAGACGGUAUUCAAGCAAAGGGAAGCUAUGCUGAAGCUCAGGCAAGAUAUUUGUCUCCUGAUGAGUUUAAGGUGAAAGAACUUGUCAAUGUGCUUAAGGAGAAGAAAAUUGGUGUUGUUGCACAUUUUUACAUGGACCCUGAAGUCCAAGGCAUCCUAACAGCUGCACAGAAGCAGUGGCCUCAUAUCCAUAUAUCUGAUUCCUUGGUGAUGGCAGAUUCUGCAGUGAAGAUGGCAAAUUCUGGAUGCCAGUUCAUAACUGUUCUGGGAGUAGAUUUCAUGUCAGAAAAUGUUCGUGCCAUACUUGAUCAAGCUGGUUUUGCAGAGGUCGGUGUGUACAGGAUGUCAGAUGAACGUAUCGGCUGUUCAUUAGCAGAUGCUGCUUCCUCUCCUGCUUACACAAAUUAUUUGGAGGGAGCUUCUCAGUCUCCACCAUCUUUGCAUGUUGUCUACAUCAAUACUUCCCUGGAAACAAAAGCUUUUGCCCAUGAGCUUGUGCCCACAAUUACAUGUACUUCCUCAAAUGUUGUUCAAACUAUUCUGCAGGCUUUUGCUCAAGUGCCAGAUUUGACUGUUUGGUAUGGACCCGAUUCUUAUAUGGGUGCAAAUAUUAAGGAGUUGUUCCAGCAGAUGACUAUGAUGACUGAUGAGGAAAUUCAUGAAAUCCACCCUGGACACAGUAGAUCAUCAAUUAGGUCGUUGCUGCCUCGCCUGCACUAUUUCCAGGAGGGAACAUGCAUUGUACAUCACCUUUUUGGGCAUGAAGUUGUUGAGAAGAUAAAUGAAAUGUAUUGUGAUGCUUUCCUGACUGCUCAUUUUGAGGUCCCUGGGGAAAUGUUCUCUCUUGCAAUGGAAGCUAAGAGAAGAGGAAUGGGGGUAGUUGGUUCCACCCAAAAUAUAUUGGAUUUCAUUAAACAGAGGGUUCAAGAGGCCUUGGAUAGAAAGGUCAAUGACCACCUUCAAUUUGUCUUGGGAACAGAAUCGGGAAUGGUGACUUCAAUUGUUGCAGCUGUUCGGAAUCUCUUGGCUUCUGUAGAGUCUUCUGCAGGUGGACCAAAGAUUAACGUGGAGAUUGUUUUUCCAGUAUCUUCAGAAUCAAUCACUGGAACAUCAACAAAUGGAUCCCCUCCCAUGAGUUCAGUCAAAAUGGGUGAUGUCGUGUUACCUGUCAUUCCUGGAGUUGCAAGUGGUGAAGGCUGUUCUAUACAUGGUGGCUGUGCAUCUUGUCCGUAUAUGAAGAUGAAUUCUCUGACCUCACUUUUGAAUGUUUGCCACAACUUGCCCGAUGAUAAGAAUGCCCUUUCAGCCUUUAGGGCUGAGCGAUUCAAGUCACGAACACCUAAUGGGAAGGCCAUUGCAGAAGUUGGAUGCGAGCCGAUUUUGCACAUGAGACAUUUCCAGGCUACAAAGAAACUGCCCGAGGAGCUUGUCCAUCAAAUACUUGAUCCUGAGAGUAAUGGGAUGGUAGCAUCGUGAGAUUAGGGAAGGCCAUGAUUGGAGAAUUCUGGUGUCCCUGCCCAGUGGAUGUCUCGGAACGGGAUGGUAUCUUGAAAAGCGGUUAGAAAUGGGUACUGGAUUAGAGCCGGUGGCUUUUUCAGUUGGAAGUUUUGUCUAAUCUCUAUGCUGGGGAAGAUCCUGCUAGAAUUUUGGUA
This is a messenger RNA of Eucalyptus grandis, 2585 nucleotides long. Its product is annotated as quinolinate synthase, chloroplastic. The annotation marks the transcript as partial. The record is from RefSeq and is a predicted model, not a curated record. Gene Ontology annotation, molecular function: 4 iron, 4 sulfur cluster binding; quinolinate synthetase A activity. The transcript is spliced from 8 exons. NCBI's taxonomy places the organism in Eukaryota, Viridiplantae, Streptophyta, Magnoliopsida, Myrtales, Myrtaceae. Gene Ontology annotation, cellular component: chloroplast. Gene Ontology annotation, biological process: 'de novo' NAD+ biosynthetic process from L-aspartate.